Porites lobata is the source of this 3684-nucleotide messenger RNA. NCBI's taxonomy places the organism in Eukaryota, Metazoa, Cnidaria, Anthozoa, Scleractinia, Poritidae. The record is from the annotation of a GenBank genome assembly.
GAAAGAUAUGCAUUUCAGUUCACUGAGGAGAGUGAAUCUGUCAGGGAAGAAAUAGAUGUGGAUCUUGACAAUCGAACAGAAUUAAUCAGAGUUCCUGGACAUAAUAAUAAAGCACCAAUGGAAGUGAUGAAUGACUUCGUCGAGGUAAGUUAUUUUGUUUGCUUUAAGGGACUGACCAUUUGACUUUUGAGGGGCGUAUGGUUGAUUUCAGAAGGAAAUAACCUGUAGACUGAUUUCAAGGGGAAAUGAUUCUUGCAAGGAAAUAGCUGGCGAGAAAAAAUUGCCACACUGAAAAAAUUUCUUUCAAAGCAUAUAAACUGAGCUCAAAUAGUCGGUCCCUAAGCAAGGACGUUUUUGAGCGACGUACGUCAACUGGAAACAAGAGCCGCUUUCACCCUUCCAAUCUGCCAUAACGCUUUCAAAUUUGUAUUCCUAAGUGACUUUAGUCUUAUGAAGACGAUUUGGUCGAAACGGUUGGGCACAACCACUGCACUAGACUGAAAACAGACCACUUGGGGUUAACGCACGUCGCUCAAAAACGUCUUUGCUUUUGUUUUCAAUUCAAAGACCAAGGACUAGAAUCAUGCAUUCACUCUUUUCAUUUAUUUUCUUCCCUCAGGGUCUGACAGCUCGUCGUCUUCCAUUAUCUAAAGAAUGUUACGUGUCUAAGUUGGACCCAGCUUUACCUACCCCAGAGAAGCUGAAGCUUGACAUGGAACUGGUAUGUUUGCUUGUCAAAUCUAGUGUAACGUAUCAAGGGUAACAUUUCACCAGAAAUUACCUAUUGCCUUUGUUCUCAAUUCUGACAGAAAAGUCUUUUUGUGGAUUGUAUACGCGAGUUUUCAAGAUUAAUCAUGAACUACUAAGAAGAGUAAUAACAUUGUAUAAUUAACAAUUAUUCCACGAGGGCGCGUUGGAUAUGAGAUGAUAGAUAGCCAACGAGGCGCGAAGCGCCGAGUUCGCUAUAAUCAUCUCAUAUCCAACAAGUGCGAGUGGAAUAAUUGUUUUAUGAAAAACGCCCACAAAAUCUCGUUGGCACUAGAACAACCAAACCGGAAAACACAAGGGACUUCCGCUAUUCACAUGUCACAAGUCUAUCAAAACUGUCAGAGGGUCUGAAUGGGGGGUCCACUUGUCGCUUGUUGGUUAAAAUUUAGUUCCUUUGUCGGUAGUCGGUUAAAAUUUUCGAUCUUUGUCGGUUGUAGGUUAAUCUCAGUUAAUAAGUAAAAAUGCAUGUUAAUUAUUAAUAUUGGUUAUGCUUUUCCCUCAGUUUCAAGACUUUGAUCCCUAUAAAACAUGUAAAAAUUGUAAAAAUGCAUCAUUUGAUUGAACUUAAACUUCAUUAUGCAACUUGAUAGUGUAUUUCACCAAAUCUUUUAUUGCAAAUGCGAACUUGGCUUCCCUGUUGAUUACAGGGCACUAUAAAAAGUAAUGAAGAGAGGUUAAUCGGACACAGAGGGAAAUGCCCACUCUAACCUUUUGGAUACGUAAAUUAUUUUUGGUGAAAAACUGCAAGGGGUGACAGGUUGCACAUCUAUACCGGCGUGAAACCGUGUGUUGACCUUUAAUAUUUUGGCUCUAACAAGUAUGUUCUUUGCCACUGGUUUGGGAGUUUUCCUUUCUUGUAGGAAAUAAGGGGUGGUUCUUUAAAAAAUUAGCGAAGUAGCGGUUGGUUUUGUAUGAUAUUCCACUUUUCCAUUAAAGCUUCUUUUACAGUAGACACUAAGGGCUGGUAUUGUGUCACGAAAGGCAACAUUUCUUUCCUUCCUUGUUCAGUUUUGUUUUGUUUUUUGUUUGCGCGGACUUCGGUUUCUGUGAGUUUCAUUUAUUUCUGAUUGCAAUUUGUCUUUCAAAUUGUGUUGGUAGCCUCUGUUCAUCAUCAACAAUCAAGCGUUCUUUUGAAUUUUGAAACACUUUCCUCAAACUCUUUUGACAAAUCGGUGGGUGAUAAGGGGCAAAAUGUGUGCUGGAAGGUUUCCGUAGUCUUUACAUCAAGGAUAACUUUUUCGUUUAAUCUUGUGCCUUUGUAUACAACUGUGUCUAAAAUCAUUGUCUCAGUGAAUUUCGGUGGUGAAUUUAAUAGUAGGAUCAUGUAAGUUUGCUUCUUCGAAGAAAGUUACGAUGUCUGGUCUAAAGACGGUUUAGCUUAGACUUUGUGUUUCAAUGUAUGACAUGAAAAUGUUGGCAGAGGAAACUGCUGUCUUUGUGCCCAUCGCGGUACGGUGGGUUUGUAGGUAGAGCUUUCCAUUGAUCUGGAAAGAAUUUUCUUCGAGGGUUAGUCUAAUCAUUUCUCGCAUUUAAUGUGUAGGACUAGGCGGGUUGUAGAAAUUUUUGGCAUACGUUCUGCAAGUCCGAUUUCAAUAUCCUCGUUUUGUGGUAUAUUUGUAAAAACACUUCUGACGUGGUAUCUUUGGUUACUUACUAGAAAGGUAGAAAAAAUACAAUAUACUCUUCUUUCUGAAAAAAUGUAGAUAAUGUCGGUCCAUGUCGGUAAUCGGUUAAUAAUUUUCCUGUCGGUAGUCGGUAAUUUUUUCGCGUUUUGUCGGUAGUCGGUAAUAUUUUUUGCCGUUUGUCGCUAGUCGGUUAACCCCAUUCACACCCUCCUGUCAACGCGCGAACGGACUCGCCUGGACUGCGUAAAUGGAAAAUCAAAACAUUGUAGCGAUGAACAUUAGUUUUUUUACAAACUCAUCGGGAUUCUAGGAUUUUACACAGCAGAACAGCUAAAAAAACCUGGCAGAUAAUGUGAAGGAAAAGAAUUUUUAAGUGACAGCAGUCGAAAUUACUGUGAAUUUGGAUUUUCGGUGCAGUUAUAAAAGUAAGAACAACGGAGAAAAACUAUUACCUCGGUCGCUUGUUAUGAAGUUGUUUGAAGCCACAAGCUGGUUUUGCUGAACGAGAAAAGAAGCUAUACUGCCGCCUCGAUUGCUCCAGUGAAUGGCUGCAUAGCCUGUAUUUGUAGCUGGUUACUUGUGAUUUAUAUUCUUGAUGUCGGAUAAACAAGCCGCAGUUAUCUAUCGGCGAGUGACUCGAUCGGCGAAUGGCUUCGCGAUCAUGAAGAAACAACACUUGUCUUCUUUCGUAGCUGGUCAAGGUACUUUAGUUCCAUGUGUUUUCAUGUGUUUUUCGACAAACUUUCAAACAAGCUCCUGUGGCUUUUUUGUUUGUUUUUGUCUUUUUUCUUUCGAUGAAAUUGCAUUUCUAGUAUUCUAAGAAAUGAAUCAAGACAAUUUGAUUCGGGCGCCGUUCUAUCCUUCUCGAAAAAAAAUCUCAGCUAACUUCCAAUUUUAAACUGACGCGUACACCGACCAUAUAUGGAGAGCAUGGUAUAAUAGCUCAUAUACCAUAACGGCUAAGCCAAUCAAAAUGCUAGAAUUGCAUUAUCCAAUGAUUCAGUUUUUAAUAAUUAUAUAUAGAUACAAAGGCAUGAAUACGCGUCAAUGACCAGACGUUUUCAAUAGUGUUGAUAAAUUUCUAGUAACAAUUGAUUCAACAUUUUCUGCAAAAAAAGUAAACCUUUCAUUCAAAUUAAAGGCAACACAGCAACCAUUGUCCGAUGAGAAAGUAAUAAAGGAAACAGCCACAAGAAUCUUGGGCUUUGCAGAUCGGUUAGCAUUACCGCAGAGGAUUCUGGACUUUUGUGGCAGUCUUCCCAUCUACGAAGUUGAAGAAGUGCCAGUGGAG